This is a messenger RNA of Staurois parvus, 345 nucleotides long. NCBI's taxonomy places the organism in Eukaryota, Metazoa, Chordata, Amphibia, Anura, Ranidae. The record is from the annotation of a GenBank genome assembly.
UCAUGCUGCUGCCAGGUCCAGAGUCUCUCAUGGGUCCCUGUACGGCCUCCCAUUGCUGCUGUCUCCAUCGCCACACUCUGCCAUGUGCCACUUUCAGGUCUCCUCACACUGCUGGUGUGUUUAAAUUUUUUGACAUAGGGUGCUGGCAGAUUACGGGCCUCCCAUAGCUGCUGCCAGGCCCCUAAUCUGCCAUGGGCCCCUAUACCGCCUCCUCAUGCUGCUGCCAGGUCCAGAGUCUCUCAUGGGUCCCUGUACGGCCUCCCAUUGCUGCUGUCUCCAUCGCCACACUCUGCCAUGUGCCACUUUCAGGUCUCCUCACACUGCUGGUGUGUUGAAUUUUUUGAC